AUGGGCCCCUGUACCGCCUCCUCAUGCUGCUGCCAGGCCCGUAAUCUGCCAUGGGCCCCUGUACCGACUCCUUAUGCUGCUGCCAGGCCCGUAAUCUGUCAUGGGCCCCUGUACCGCCUCCUCAUGCUGCUGCCAGGUCCAGAGUGUGUCAUGGGUCCCUGUACGGCCUCCCAUUGCUGCUGUCUCCAUCGCCACACUCUGCCAUGUGCCACUUUCAGGUCUCCUCACACUGCUGGUGGGUUCCAUUUUUUCAUAGGGUGCUGUAUGGCCUCCCAUUGCUGCUGCCUCCACCGCCACACUGUGGCUCCACACUCUGGUUUUGGCCCCGUGACUGCCCAAAUGAGUGAAGUGUGCGGUGAUUCUAAGAUCGACGGCACUCAUCUGCAUGUCAUACUGACUGACAGUAUUAUUUCUCUUCCCCAGCAGACUCCAAGGGCAUUUAAAUUAAAGGUACAGUGUUCUGCACUAAUAUAA
Molecule: messenger RNA, 474 nt
Organism: Staurois parvus
Lineage: Eukaryota; Metazoa; Chordata; Amphibia; Anura; Ranidae
Source: the annotation of a GenBank genome assembly